AACGUUCCAGCGGAUGGGUUCAAGCUACAAACCUAUCACUCGGGUCUUCUGUUUCCUUCUGUAUCCAUAGAAAGCAUUUUAUGGUUGUGCUUGUAGUUUUGUAAAUCUUUGUAAUCUGGUGUUUCUUACUGUCUGAUUCUUCGUGUUUCUGCUUCCUUCUGUGAUAUCGGAUCCUGUUUCGUUUAGUUGUCGUCUGUCUUAUUUCCUUUGUCAUGGUCUUAAUUAGUGUCAGCUGUGCCCUGGUGUUUCCACGCUGUAUCUCCUGUGUCUAUUUAAAGCUGACGUCUGCACCUGUUCUCUGACUGCGCUCCUGUUGCCCUCCCUUGUGUGGGCUCUGCUGCCUUUUGGUUCCCUGCAGCACCUUAAUAAAGAGCCUGGUCUCACAGGUGCACACAGGUGUGCUGCUUUCAUUCCAGGGUGUUCAAGCAUUUAUGGAAGCUGCUGUUUCUUUAGGUCCAGUCUGGAUUCGAGCGUCCGUCUGUUUGCUCUCGUGUGCACUGACUCGUGCACAUUAAUACACGGCGGUCCUGUAGGAGUCGUCGGGUUGGCGAAUCAUUUUGCUGCUCUCGCCACAGUUUGAAUCAAACGUGGUAAAUAGAGUGUCAGUUAAACACAGCAGCGGCUCGAGGUGCUUUAUACUAUAAAUAACACAAUAACAGACGUCACAAAAUAAGCUGUUAAUGAAACACCGCCUGGUCUGAGUUGUUAGUCCAUCAAAGCGUUUGAAUAAUGUCCCAAAUUUGGUUUUAAGCCAAACAUUUUUAGGUGUUAUGGAAGGCGAGGUGUAAUGGUGUAUGGCUGUGAAUGUUUUCCUGUGAUAAAUGCAGACUGAAGCUCGGUUCUCCUCUUCCUCGGCCCCUUAAGCCCAUUAGCAGCGAGGCGCUGAACGCUGUGACGCCGACCGAUCGGGUAUUUCUGGGUUUGGGAGAAGCGUGAGUCAGCUGGCUGAGACUGCGUUUCUUUGAAAGACUGGAACAUCUCUGCGACGGCACGAACACAUUUCUGUCUGAACAGGUUACAGAGCCAUAAAUAUGUGGACUCGUGUGUUUGAGGGCCGAUGAGCGGCUGCGGUAAAAACGUCUCACGCUGCGACUGACGUGUGAAGAACAACAUGUCCUGUCCCUGUGUAAAACACGCCGUGGCUCUCAUUAAAAACACAUUCAGGCGCCGUCGGUGUCCUGACCUCUUGUUUUACAAGCUCUCAUCCGGUGAAACACGGAAACGACAAAUUUAAAUGAAGCGUCGUCUCCGCGCGACACCUGCUGCGAGUAGGAGUCCUCAUUAAUGUAUCGCUGACAUUAAUAGUGAUGAAAUAUUCUGCAGCACCAUCUGGCAGGCUGUAAGUCGUGCAUCAGAGCGGAGGGACGGCGCUCUAACGUGUUUAUUAACGUGACAGCGACACGUAUGUUGGAGCGGCUCUCUGACAGGCUGACAGGACGACUCCAACCGUCAACACCGCUCUUACCUCUGCCGGGACAAUCUGGCGUCCCGUGGCCCUCGUGGGGCUGCUCCAGCUGCGUCGUGGACCUGAUGGUGGUCAGAGAGACCAAAGCCGGGCCUGAAACAUGUCUGCAGUAAGCGAGACGGUGCGCUGCCAUCAGAAACACAUCCAUCGCCGUUUUCUGUGAGCGUGCGGGUUCACACGUCUGACCCGUGACAGGCGGUAAAGAGCACUUAUAUAUAUGUGGGGAUUGUUUGCAGGAAGUAUCCUGGUCCAUUUGAUCCCCUCUGGCUCGGGCUGUUUGCCUCCUCUCGCACUGACCCAGCGUUUCACCGCAGCAGUCAGAGGGGGGAUGAAUAAUUUAGCUGUGGUGGGCUGCCUGGCCAGCACCGCCGCCGCUAACCCACAUAGCAGCGCUCUCAGUGGGCUGCCAUCAGUGUGGGUUUGGCUGGAAGGGACAGACCUGCUGUGACAGCCAGUAAACAAUUAAUGGUCCUCGUGUGGGGAAAGGCUCUGCUGAUAAACCCAGGACUGAGCUGUGGACGCCUUUGUUAUAAAAAUAACUUCAUUCAUAGCAGAUGGUAGAAACGGUGUUAAGAAAUAAAGGAGCAGAUAAAUGGAGCGAGUCAGCUUUAAGCUGAAUGUUUUCAUGUUUCUGCUCUUUGAACUUUGAACUUUUGUGUUUGUAACCUGUCGUGUUUUUGUCCACGGGGGAAAAUGCGACACGAUCACUGUCUGGGUGACUGAGGACACGCCUCUCUGUUCUCGUCAGUGGGGUUAGCAGGAAGUUGAAUCAAGUCAGGAGGAGAGGGCGGGACUUCCUGGACCAAUCAGCUCUAUAAGUGAUGAAGACCAGCACCCUGCCCUCCUCCUCCCCCAGAGUCGGGCUGCUGCAGCAGUCGUUAGCAGUAGCUGCAGGCUCUCCUGGCAAAUCCUUGCAGCUCAGGCUGAAGCAGAGAAAAUGGCCAACACGAGACGUGUUCAGAGCUGACAGGCGAGCGUCGGGCCGAGGCUCGCCAUAAAUUACCUGCAAUUGUGAGAGCCUUACAGAUUCAAUCUGAGCAGACGGACCAGCGCCGCCUCGCCGGUUAGAUAUUUAUGAGCCGACAUCUGCCACGCAGACCGUGAAAACACAGCCGAUGCUGGAUCAGCUGAUCCGUCCCUGAUCUCGGAGACGGAGACGAUUAACCGCCGGAGUGCGCACACUUCCACCAGCAUCAGGGCCUCACAGCUCAGAGCAGGAAAUCAAUGCUCACUUCCUGUCCUGGUUCUAACUGGAGCGCGACUGUCUGUGAUUUCUGGGAGGUUUCCUCGUGACUCAGCCGGUCUCCUGACCAUGAAGUGAUGAUGUCAUAACAUGUCAUUUCAUAACGUUUCCUGUUCAGAUGCAUCUACUUACACUUAAGAAGAAAUGAGGCAACGGCGUCAAUGACAUGAAGGUUCAUUCUUGUAGAUGUGUGGCGUGGAGGCUCGCUGGCGUCUCCUCGUGUUCCAGUCACCGUGGUUUUCGUGGGGUCGUCUUUUCCCUCCUGCUGCAGCCUGCAUGCUGCUCCGGGCUGAUCUGAACUUCUCUCAACAUUAAGACUCUCAGCUUUCUCCUCGCCCACGCAAAGCAAAGAGUCCGCGGGUCAGAGGCUCGUGAGGAUCGGCUCGGGGGCCCGAUUAGAGAGCUCCUCUGCAAACCUCCGAGCAGCCGCAGGGAAGUGCUCAGCUUCUCCCAUCGAGCUGCAGAAAGAAGAGGAGAAAUUUACUGCAUGCUCAGUCUGCUCCACCCACGGCACAUUUCUACACAAGAAGUGUGGAAAAAUAUCCCCACAGCUCAGGCAGCAACCUGGAGAAAGGCACAGAUUUACAUCUAUCUACAACUCACCUGUUUCAGUUAUAUUGAAGGUUGCAUUAUUAGGGGCGUGGCCUCUCUGACCGACAGGUGGUUACCGUGCUAACAGACCGAGCGGCUGCAGGGCGGUUGAGUGUCGGCGCGGCAACGCGCUGAAUGAAUGAGAGGUCGUCCUAAACGAGCGUGUGCAGGCGGCGUUGCGGCAGAUCGUUGCUGCUCCUGUGCGACGUGGUGAUUGAUAUUCAGAUGAUUGGUGCGUCUGCUGUGCGUGCCCCUCCUCCUGUGUGCAGCUGCUCUCACACUGGCUCGGCAGGUUUUCCAUUUACAGCCUGAUAUAAAAUUUAUAGCCGCUGAGAUCGGAUAGUCGCUCUCAGUAACACGGUUAGAGUCUGUGUUCGCUGGACGCUGUGGUAACAGGAGAGGCGGGGUUAAAGAACGCAGGUCUGCUUGUUAUCCCACAUUUAAAGAAGUGAGCUGAAUACGACGACGAUGAUGAUGGUGAUGAUGGUAAAUUAGCUUUAAAGCAUCAGACGAACUCCUGGAGCCCGACUCUGACCUGUGGAGUCAGGCUUCACCUGAGCCUCUGCAUCACCUGAAGGUCUGCUCAGGUGUAACACGGGCGCUGUUUUUAGACGUCUGUGUUUGUGAGCAUUUGCUGUUCUUGAGUGUUCUUGGUGUGUUUCUCCGUCCCCGUGAGCAGGACGAAGCCUGUGAUGGCUGAGGCCCCUCCUCUCGCUCUGCAUGUUGACGGCAGCACGUUUCAGACUGGAGGUUGUUCCUCCCCGGCUGUAAAGUAAAUGUGGAGGAGACGGAUUAAUAAGCAGUCUUAUGGAAAUGUGUUCACCCUCAGCUCAUUAAAACGUACAGGUGGCCUCGUCGUGUCAGGGCCCCUCACAAACAAAUGGACCUCCACCCUCGAUCCGGUCUAAUAAAUGCAGGCGCGGAGUGGGAAUCACAUUUAGCUGCUUGUUAAUGCACCACCUCGGCGCUCCGCGGCCUGCCGAGUGAUUAAUGCUGAGGCGACGCAUUCCUGGGAAACACCUGCUCUCUGUCCAGGUGAGCUGUCGUAGAAGCAUCGCGCUAUCAGAGCUGCAGCGAGGAGACGCAUCCUGCUAAUGAAACUGUCCAAUUAACUCCAGCAGCGGGAAAGCGUGCUGUCACAUGGACAGCAGUGAGAGGUGUGGAAACUCACAGGUGGAUUAAAGUUUCACCGACUCUGAGUAAACGUUUGAGAGGAUUUCCCACACACAGCUCAGGUGGGUUUAAACCAUUAGACUACCUCAUGCAGGGCGCCGUUUUAUUGGAUUAGCACAAACCACACUUAUGUAGCUGCUUGGUACAUAAUAUAUCAUAUAUCUGAACGGUUUGUUCAGCACUGAGACAAAAAACUGAGAAACAAGUUCAGCUUGUGAAAGUAAAUGGACAGCGUGAGCCUGAAGAACCACAAAUCUGUCCAAAUACUUGUGUGAAAACGUCUCGUAGUCUGUCUCGGGUAGCGUCGCCGUCGUGUCAGCGAUGCGGACAGUUUGCUCUGUGCUGCUGUCACAGGUCAGGAUCAGUGAAGCAUAAAGAGGAGAAAUCGAUAAAAGUGACCUGACGUGGCCGCGGUUCAUCCGACGCUCGUGACAAACGGUGCUGUCGGCGAUUAACUCGCCACGCAGGCGUCAUUAGUACAUGAACUUAAGAUCAUUAAGAGAAACCAGCGACCAGUCAAAUCAUGAAUGACUGAAUGGAUGCACAUAUUUGUUGGUAGUCAACGACUUGACUAAAGCCACAAAGGGCUGCUUUUUAUGAAAACAGCACUUAGGAAGAGAAAUAAAAGUCGGUUUUUUUCAUGUGCGUCCGUCACAUCCAUGCACUUUUUUCCAUGACUUUGAUGUUUUGAGGAGCUCCGGCCGAGUCCUGCAGAGGGCUGUGAGACACGUCCUCUCCCCCUGAAGGUUGAGACUCCCGGUCCAGUAACCUUCUCUCUAUGAGCCGAUCCGCUCACAUUCAUCGGCUGCUAUUAUUAUGAGUGCAUUCGGUGGAUGCAGCAGUUCGUCUUCGUCUCCACCUGCUCCUCUCUGCUGGUAAAAAUAGAUCAGUUGGAGCUCAGCAUCUUUCCCGAGCUUCCACCGGGACAUUCCUCAUUUAACUGCAAGGAAUUAGCAUAUUAGCGCCACUUUAGAGCCAAUCCCGGGCCGCGAUGCUGCCAAGCCUCGUCCUGCUUCCACAGGAGUGGAGCCAAAGCAGGCGUCCAAGAGAGAUGGAGGGAGCGGAGGAGAUCAGAGAGCGCCACGUCUUCCAUCUCCAGCCAGCUCACACAUCCACCCACCGCUCUCCUCUUUUAGCAUCCCUCGUCCUCCGCCUCCCCGCGCUGUGAUGAGCGGGGAGAACAAAGGCCUGGAAUUCCCUGGGAUGGAGGAAAGUGGCUGCGGGCGAGCCGCCAGCCUUCACUUUGAGCUGCUUCUGCCCUGCUGGGAGAGGAAGCGGGUCAUUCAGCGCGAGCUUGUUGGGCUCGAAGGUUGAUCUGAACGGCGUCUUCAUUCUCACGACGCCAGGAGACUUCCUGUUAGCCGCGCACAUCUCAACUGUCGCCCCCGCAGCCUCUCAGCGGGCUGCUUCGUGUCUCGUCGGCCUUCAGCUCGGCACAAAGAGAGAGAGCGACUUGAGGGGGAUCAGUUUGUGGGCUUCUGCUUUUUAAGGCAUCCUCAUGGUCAGGAGCGGCCCGGUGACUCCGCCUCCAUCACGCCGUGUGUUAUUACUUUGACACUUUGCAGAUUUUCAAACGUGUGCAGCAUCCACACCGAUUCAGAUUUAAGUAAAUGAUCGAUGAGUCCCGCCUCCUCUGAGGACGACCCUCCUCACUGGCCUGUCGCUCGCCCUCCUCAUCAUCUCCGUGAUAAAUUAAAAGUAUUAAUGGGGCUGCUAAUGAGGUAAUUAGUUUGUUGAAUUAAUGGUUAGCUAAUGUUUUCGUUCCUGACAGCACACCAGGUGGACCCGGUGGGUGGUAUUAAUAUUAAAUCUGUGUUUUUGAACAUGAAGGAGAGGCCCAGCUGCUGCCUCGCCUCGCAGACACGCUGCUUCCUGAUAAACACAAACUUCAGCUGCCAAACGUGGAAAGGGUGAGAACACCGGUCGACCUCUGAAAAUGAAAGCACGCAGAAGCAUCACGGUGAAGGCAGAGGCUUCACUAUCUUCUGUAUUUGUUUUAGUUUCCUUCAGUUACUCAAUGUGAGGGCGUGCGACAGAUGACCCGGGAGGGCGAGCGUGGCGAGCUCGUUUGUGCAAAGAUUUUGCAGGUUUGUUCUGAACCACAAUCAGCUGCAGUUCUCACCAGAAUGACAUCAUGACUAUCAGAAACACAAACGCCGGCUUGUGCGAGCGUGUCGACGCACUUCCUUUAAAGGAGCGACACAAACAGCUUGCAUCCUGCUGCUGUGACGCUGCGUUCGUCUUCUGCGUGGACGAGGCCCAAAGCUCUUCCGUGGUCGUUCUCGUCCUUCUCCAACAGAUCCCUCAGAUCAGCUACGCCUCCACGGCGCCGGAGCUGAGCGACGACCGGCGGUACGACUUCUUCUCUCGGGUGGUCCCUCCGGACAGCUUCCAGGCUCAGGCCAUGGUGGACAUCGUCAAGACCAUGGGCUGGAACUACGUCUCCACGGUGGCGUCGGAGGGCAGUUACGGCGAGAAGGGCGUGGAUGCCUUCAUGCAGCUCUCCAGAGAGGCGGGUGGAAUCUGUAUCGCUCAGUCCCUGAAGAUCCCUCACGACCACAAACCCUCCGACUUCGAUAAAAUCAUCCGCCAGCUGCUGGACACUCGGUACGCCAGGGCGGUCAUCCUGUUCGCCUCCGAUGAAGACAUCAGGGGCAUCCUGAACGCCAGUAAGCGAGCGGACCAAGUGGGUCAUUUCCUGUGGAUCGGCUCCGACAGCUGGGGCGCCAAAAACAGUCCCAUCCAGCACCUGGAGGACGCCGCGGUGGGAGCCAUCACCAUCCUGCCGAAGAGGGCCACCAUCAGCGGGUUCGAUGCCUACUUCACUUCGCGGACUCUGGAGAACAACAGGAGGAACGUGUGGUUUGCCGAGUACUGGGAGGAGAACUUCAACUGCAAACUGAUGAGCUCCUCCAAGAAGGACGAGAGCAGCAGGAAGUGCACAGGUCAGGAGCGCAUCGGCAUCGACUCAAAGUACGAGCAGGAGGGGAAGGUGCAGUUCGUCAUCGACGCCGUGUACGCCAUGGCCCACGCUCUCCACAACAUGCAGCGUGACAUGUGCCCCGAGAACUCCGGCAUCUGCCCCGAGAUGGAGAUCGCCGGGGGCAAGAAACUGCUCAAGUACAUCCGCAGCGUCAGCUUCAACGGAAGUGCCGGUACGUCUGUGACGUUCAACCGUAACGGCGACGCUCCCGGGCGGUAUGACCUGUUCCAGUAUCAGUGGAACAACGUGACCGGGCCGGGCUACCGCAUGAUUGGACAGUGGACGGAGACGCUGCAGCUCCAUAAGGAGGACAUGCAGUGGCCUCGAGGAGAACAGGAGGUUCCCACCUCCGUGUGCAGCCUUCCCUGUAAAACUGGCGAGAGGAAGAAGGUGGUGAAAGGCAUGCCCUGCUGCUGGCACUGCGAGCCCUGCGACGGAUACCAGUUCCAGCCCGACGAGUUCACCUGCAAGCUGUGCUCCUACAACAUGAGGCCCAGCGCCAACCGCACGUUCUGCCAGCCCAUCCCCAUCACAAAGCUGGAGUGGCACUCGCCCUGGGCGGUGAUUCCGGUUUUCCUGGCAAUGCUGGGCAUCAUCGCGACAAUCUUCGUCAUGGCUACGUUCAUACGGUACAACGACACGCCGAUCGUCCGGGCAUCUGGCAGGGAGCUGAGUUACGUCCUCCUGACUGGGAUAUUUCUGUGCUACAUCAUCACGUUCCUCAUGAUCGCCAAGCCAGAUGUCGGCGUGUGCUCGUUUAGAAGGAUUUUCCUCGGUCUGGGGAUGUGCAUCAGCUACGCCGCCCUCCUCACCAAAACCAACCGCAUCUACCGAAUCUUCGAGCAGGGCAAGAAGUCUGUGACGCCGCCGAGGCUGAUCAGUCCCACCUCGCAGCUCGCUAUCACCUCCAGCCUAAUCUCGGUCCAGCUCUUAGGGGUGUUAAUCUGGUUCGGGGUGGACCCGCCCAACACCAUCAUAGACUACGACGAGCAGAAGACCCUCAACCCCGAUCUGGCUCGAGGGGUGUUGAAAUGCGACAUCACGGAUCUCCAGAUUAUCUGCUCGUUGGGUUACAGCAUCUUACUGAUGGUGACGUGUACUGUUUACGCCAUAAAGACCCGUGGGGUCCCGGAGAAUUUUAACGAGGCCAAGCCCAUCGGCUUCACCAUGUACACCACCUGCAUCGUGUGGCUGGCCUUCAUCCCCAUCUUCUUUGGCACGGCGCAGUCGGCAGAAAAGCUGUACAUCCAGACCACCACGCUGACCAUCUCCAUGAACCUCAGCGCGUCCGUGGCCCUCGGCAUGCUCUACAUGCCCAAAGUCUACGUCAUCAUCUUCCACCCGGAGCUCAACGUGCAGAAGAGGAAACGAUCCUUCAAGGCCGUCGUCACGGCCGCCACCAUGUCAUCCCGGCUGUCACACAAGGCCAGUGACCGGCCCAACGGAGAGGCCAAGACGGAGCUGUGCGAGAACGUCGACCCCAGCAGUCCAGCAGCUAAGAAGAAGUACGUGAGCUACAACAACCUCGUGAUCUAACGGCGCUCCUCCGUCACUGCAGAGCGAGAUGUCUGAUCUCCUGCAAGAAGGACGAGCAACGGGAGAAAAGCGGCGACGUGCAGGACUUUUUCUUUCUCUUCUUUUGGUCUCAUGUGCUUCACCGCCCAUCGGAGACGUUCAGGUGCAAAGCGGAGCGUGGUGGGACGACCUCUGAACUCUGACCCCUCCAGGUCGAGAAAAGCUCCAGAAAUAAAAAUCUAAUUGUUUUGUUGUUGAAGUGAUGCCAGUGGUUGUGAGGUCGAACACGGCGGAUGCAUCGGGCGGCGAUGACUGGGCGGCGCCGAUGGGCUCCGUGCCGCCGGUGAUGUCAAACGAAGUGUGAGCCCGCCCCCUCGUGUCUCUUUAUGUACUUCCAAACUGCAAGUUCUCACCUUCCUGUCCGCGUGUGUAGUUCUUUAUGGCUUAUAUGUCGGCCUCUUUCCGUUGGUUUGAUUUCUGUUGGUUUGUAAGACGGCUGCGGUUGCCAUGCCGACGACAGAUGUACUUUGCUUCUCGGUUUUAUUGAAGCCAUAUUCUUCUUCGCUCGGAGAUUUGGAGGGCUUCGCUCGCGCUGCCACCUGGACUCACAUUUUUAUCCUGCAAACGUGAGAAAAAAAAGCCUCUGAAAACAAAGUUUUUAUGACUCGCUCGGCUCGUUUGCUCCUGACUACAUAUCCCAGAAUGCACUGGGCUGCAUGCAGGAAACAGCUGCAGGGCUGAAGGCAGCAGAGAAUUUUACAGUGCCCGCUCUGGGGGUGUCUGCUGGCAGUUAGCCACUGUGUAGCCUCGGAGCGGUACCUGCACCGUCCUGACCCCAGUCCUCUUACUCCACCCACACCCCUGCGGGUGGAGUAAGAGGACUUAUUUUACUCUUUCUUGGACUUGGCCUGUUCCCAUCAAUCAGGGACCAAACAUGGUUUUAUUGUCCCCCUGAAAAAGACAAGAGGUCGUUUCAAAAAUACACAAUCAUUGAAAUAGACUUCUUUAAUAAACAUGAUUAAAAAAUAUCAUACCUGAGCUGCGUGGUCACACACCCUGCAGCUCCACCCUCAGCCUCUUUUACCAGCUACUACAGCGUUUACCCAGCACAGUUUAGUCAUUAAAAAAUCUUCACGGUGGAAAUCAGAGUUUAAAAAACGGAUGAAAUCCAAACAGUGAAACAGAGUAAAAGAGGUUGAAGCCUUUUGGAGAGUCGUGCUCCAUUUUUAUUUGCUUAUAUGUCGACGAUCUGAUGCUCUGAAAGUUAAAACGAACGACUGGGAGCGCCGAGACCUGCUUUACCCUCUGCUUCCUGUUUGGACCUCAGUCACGCCGGCCUGGAGAUGGUUCCUCGCACGAGCAGAUUAACGAGGUUUAUUCCAGGUGAGAAUCAGCUGAAUGAAGCAAACCGUCAGUGUUGUGGAGAAACGGCGUUUUCAGAGGCUUUGACAAACACAGCAGCAGGUCUGAAAUCUGACCGUUCAGCUGGCCGUGACACGGAGCCAAAACAGUUUUUAAGUGUUUUUAAAGCCGUUCGUGGUCACCUGAUGAAACAUUCCCUCCCCAACAUGCGUGUUCUUCUCCACACACUGUUUGUAGGUGUUUGAUGGCGGCGGUGGGGGUGAGGGGCAGACCCUUACCCCGAGGGAGCCUCCUUCGGUCCAGGCUGAGUCUCUGCUGAUUUCAUGGACUAAAAAAACCAACUAAAGGUGUCGAUGUCGAGGUUGUCAAUGCAUGCCUGAUAUGUUUGAUGUUGAACCAGAAAAAUAAGUUCUGUGCCACAGUCGAUCCCACCUGUCUGCUCCGAAUCGUCCGUUCUUCGGUUCCUCGGAAACGUUCUCGCUCGGCAGAAUGUGGCUUUGUUCGGUUUCUUAUUCCCUGCAGGAGAAACACACGGAGAAUAUAUAUUUAAAAAAGAAAAACACGUUUUAAAAAGUGGAAGCAUGUAUGUUUUCUACUGUUUGUACUUGGUAUAUUCAUGUUGCCCUUGCUGCUUAUGUGCCAAUGUUGUGGGAGAGAUUUACAUUUGGCCACUCAUGCAACUAUUCUGUGGUGUCGUCCAAGAAUGUAUCAACAUGAAAUAAAACAUUUGGUUAUUUUUUUUAGAAACGCCGUCUGUGUAUCCAUGACGACCCUGAAACACGCUCUCGUGUGACCCUUCACAGCAGCUUUGCAUGAUUCACUGUUCACAAUAAUCCUUCUUUAUCUUACAGCCCAUCACUUCCUAGUCUAAAAAAAGGCCCCUCCCCCUUCCUUAAAUCCAGCUUUCUUCUGAUUGGCUGCCUCUUAAGACGCUCCUUAAGAUGACCAUAUAAGAAUGUUUCUUCACUAUGAGGAAGUCCUGCUCAGCUCGCUUGAGCGGCUGCACGACGCACGCCGUCCGGCUGGUCACCAGCACAGAGAAGCUGCUCUCUGAGUGACUGAGAGCGGCGAAAGACGUGACGUCAGCCUGUGAGCUGCAGCGUCACCUACACAUGCGCGUAUACGUGCACAUGUGCAGUAAAGCAAACAGAAUGGAGCUCUGUGUCUGCAGACGGCGAGCCUGGCCUCUCCAUGUCUUUAUCUCCAACAUGGAGAUAAGCUGCUGCAUGGAGAAAAGAUGGAGGUCGGCGAUAAGACCACAUCUGCCCGGCCAUCAGCCAAACGUGGAGGUCAAUGGAAGCACUGCCCGUGGUCAGAGAGGUUGCCGCGUCACUGCAAACUCGCAGACACUCAAUGAUUUACAUGUCGAGGAAAUCCGUGAAAGACGCUUCGUCUUGUCUGCUGCCGCGUGGAAACAGCGCACGCUGCAGCUGACCUCGAACACAGCGUUUACACACACCGAACACACGCCCCCCAGAGCACAUCCAGGUUAUUUAUGAGAUUAUAUCCACUGCAAGUGUCACUCGUGUGGACGUGUGAAAUGUGUAACAGGUCCACUCAGAAUGAACUCCCUGAUGCUUCAACCCCCCUCCAAGUGUUCGCUUGAACCCCGCCAGCCUCUCAGAGAGCCUGCGCUCCGUGGUUUACAUGUCCCGGUGGAAAAAGGCCGGAAUACUGAUCCACUUUUUAAAGAGGAAGAAGAAAAUCAGAAGAAACAAACUUCUCCCUGUGUGUGUCUUUGCAGUUAGCCCCUCCCCCUGAAGCCCUGCCAGUAACGAUAGAGCAGGACUUUGGCCGCCUCCCCCCGCACGUCCUCCUCAGCCUGCCUGAGCCGCAGAUAAGAGCGGCUGUGGGGAGGGCUCGGCUUCGUGUGGAUUCACAUAACUAACCUUUGGUGUCCAAUUAGAUUAGCCGCCGCCAAACCAAUUAGUGUUUCUGUGAGGAAGGAGGAGAUGCCAGCAGUCGUAUUAGCACUGAUAUCCUCGCAGCAGGCAAACAUGCUGACGGAGCUCUUCAGCAGCCACUGCAGUGGAAAAUGCAGCUUGUUUGCAAUAAGAGAAAAAAGUUUUGGAGCUGGAACAAAAAGCGUCCGGCUUUAACGAGUCAGAGGAGCCUGACAGCGAGGCCGGGUUCAUUUCCUGUCCCGAGGAGACAAACGCAGCUCAUCCAUUAAUGAAGCUCGCCGUUUAUCGCCCUUCCAGCCAGGACCGCUGCGAGCACCACGAAGCAUCGUUUAAAGCAAUCAGAGCGGCUUCGCUGUCACGCUCCGGAGCGCUGAGCUCUUUGGGGCGUUUGGGCGGAAACAGGAAGUAAGCGUUGCCACGGUUCAGUAAACUAGUCCCCGGGCGACAGCUUGAAUCACCUGAGCACGACUCGUCCCAGGUGAAAGGACAAAGUACAGCACUCUGAUGUACACCUCGCUCCACAGACACACACAAGCAGUUACACAAAAACUGUUUGACAUAUCAGUUAAACCCAUAACAGUGACACAGAUGUGAUGAAAGAGCUGAGAUCCAUGAAGAUCAGCAGCAGGACGACCGACAGCCCAGCUGAAGCACACCUGAUUCAGUGUGUUGUUUCCACAGGUAAAGGCAGGGUCACCUGUCACCUCACACUAUUAUUACAUGAUACUUAUAAUAUAGCUCCCUGUAUUAUUGGUCACAUGAUGUCGAGAGUCCGGAUCAGAAAAUAUUGUGCAGUCAAAAACUGAAGAGAACCAUGACUCAACAUCUGAACAUGACCUGAUGCUGAAGCGUAGUUUGGAUCUUUUCUUGCUGCUGGUUCGGUUGAUAUUGUUUGGAGAGCAACAAAACUGCAGCUUCAGAAUCAAACACAAAGAAGACGUCAACACAAAGAAGAC
Haplochromis burtoni (Burton's mouthbrooder) is the source of this 13192-nucleotide messenger RNA. RefSeq names its product metabotropic glutamate receptor 7. The coding region runs from base 6607 to 8991 and encodes 794 amino acids. Gene Ontology annotation, cellular component: membrane. Gene Ontology annotation, molecular function: group III metabotropic glutamate receptor activity. The transcript is spliced from 10 exons. Gene Ontology annotation, biological process: regulation of synaptic transmission, glutamatergic; G protein-coupled glutamate receptor signaling pathway. Lineage: Eukaryota; Metazoa; Chordata; Actinopteri; Cichliformes; Cichlidae. The record is from RefSeq and is a predicted model, not a curated record.